Molecule: messenger RNA, 4494 nt
Organism: Mustela erminea (ermine)
Lineage: Eukaryota; Metazoa; Chordata; Mammalia; Carnivora; Mustelidae
Gene: EGR3
Product: early growth response 3
Exons: 2
Coding region: 1482-2645 (387 amino acids)
Biological process (GO): regulation of transcription by RNA polymerase II
Molecular function (GO): RNA polymerase II cis-regulatory region sequence-specific DNA binding; DNA-binding transcription factor activity, RNA polymerase II-specific
Source: RefSeq, a predicted model, not a curated record
UUGCUCCUGCUGCAACUCAGUGGCGGGCCCUUCGCAGGCAGCAACAGACAGCGACAGCGCCCGGGCCUGCCGGGCCCUCCUGCCAUCCCGUGGCCAAAGGGGUGCUUUGGAACCGUUAGAGAAUCAUCAGGGAUUUGGUGCACAUGUUUCCUAUCCCCUCAACUUCAUUCCUACUUCUUUGCCACCCAAACCGCACACCCCCGACCCCAAAAGCGCGGGGCUCUCGCCUCCGACGCAGCCACGCUUUAGCCAUCAAGGUCUCCAGCCGCUGCGCUCGGCGGGGAGUCAGCGCAGGGCCAGGGCCCCAAGGAGCGGCAGGGGUGUGGGCGGAGAAUCAGAGCGAGAGCCGCCAGAAAGUGGUGGGGAUACUAGAUCUGCGACCCCUGGCCCGCUAGAAUCCUGGAGGGGACGCGCUCCCCGUCCGUCAGUCUCAGGCAGGGUCCUAGAUGCGAGAGGAGCGGCUGGAGCGGGGUCGGAGCGCACACCUUCCGGGCUCCCCAGAAGUUCCCAGGCUGCAAAGGGACCUCACCGGUAGUUCCAAUUCCCUUUAUCCCUGAUCCGGGUGUUGGAGGCCACUUGCAAACAACUCAGCCCCCUCCCCCGCGGUACCAGCGCGCUCCCAGAGUGCAGACCUCCUAUAAACACACAGGCAGUUACUGCUUUUUCAACUCCGCGCCGAACGCUUUACUCUUUGCGAUCGGAUGCUUCCCUCUUUCCUCUCUCGUCUCGAAUUUUCCUUCAUUCUUCUAUUUUAUUUUUCUCUUUCUCUCAUUUUCUUAAGGUGCGCGAGCGUUGCGGGCGCCGCAUGUUGGCUGCGGCCCGCUUCCUGCUUUCUAAUGUUCCAUUGUGAGGAGCUUCCAUUGUGACGUCGCGCCCCUUCGGCUGGGCUUUGUCUGUCCAUAUAUGGGCAGCUACGUCACGGAGCUUUCCCGGGGCUCAGAUAAAUAGGCUGGUGGAGUUCCCUGGCUGGGAGCUUUUGGGCAGCAGUGAGCUUGCUAGGAAGCGGCGGGGCUGGUGGUGGUGGUAGCAGCGGCAGCAGCAGCGGCAGAGGCGGCGGCGGCGGCAGUGGCGGCGGUGGCGGUGGCGGCACGGGGGGCGGGGGGGCCGCCGGCGCGCAUCUGUUUGUGAGAUCAAUACUGAGGCCGCGUCCAUCCCCCUCGGGCCGAGAUUCCCCCAGCCCGGGCCGCCCCCCCACCAACCCCCCCCGCACACGCCCCCCCCCCCAGCCUCUUACGGCACCAGCUGAGGCACCCAAGAGGAUUACCCCCUUUUGCCCCAUCUCCCACCCACCCCAAAAAGAGAAGAUCCCCUCCCCUGGCCCACCCCUUCCCCUCUUCCCUCCCCCUCCCCCCGAACUUUCCCUCUCGCAUGCUUUUCCCCUGCACCACGGAUCGCCUCUCGGAUGCCGCUUGCCUGGAAGCUGCGUUAGGAGCGAGCGGCGGCGGUGGCGGCGGUGGCGGCGGCGGCAGCUCGGGAGUGCUAUGACCGGCAAACUCGCCGAGAAGCUGCCGGUGACCAUGAGCAGUUUGCUAAACCAACUGCCUGACAAUCUGUACCCCGAGGAGAUCCCCAGCGCGCUCAACCUCUUCUCUGGCAGCAGCGACUCGGUAGCCCAUUAUAAUCAGAUGGCUACAGAGAAUGUGAUGGACAUCGGUCUGACCAACGAGAAGCCCAACCCGGAACUCUCUUAUUCGGGCUCCUUCCAGCCAGCCCCCGGCAACAAGACCGUGACCUACUUGGGAAAGUUCGCCUUCGACUCCCCUUCCAACUGGUGUCAGGACAACAUCAUUAGCCUCAUGAGCGCCGGCAUCUUGGGGGUGCCCCCUGCCUCAGGGGCACUCAGCACGCAGACCUCCACGGCCAGCAUGGUGCAGCCGCCGCAGGGCGACGUGGAGGCCAUGUACCCGGCGCUGCCCCCCUAUUCUAACUGCAGUGAUCUCUACUCGGAGCCUGUGUCUUUCCACGACCCCCAAGGCAACCCCGGGCUCGCCUAUUCCCCCCAGGAUUACCAAUCGGCCAAGCCGGCCUUGGACAGCAAUCUCUUCCCCAUGAUUCCUGACUACAACCUAUACCACCACCCCAACGACAUGGGCUCCAUUCCGGAGCACAAGCCCUUCCAGGGCAUGGACCCCAUCCGGGUCAACCCGCCCCCUAUUACCCCCCUGGAGACCAUCAAGGCGUUCAAAGACAAGCAGAUCCACCCGGGCUUUGGCAGCCUGCCCCAGCCGCCGCUCACGCUCAAGCCCAUCCGGCCCCGCAAGUAUCCCAACCGACCCAGCAAGACCCCGCUCCACGAGCGGCCCCACGCGUGCCCGGCGGAGGGCUGCGACCGCCGUUUCAGUCGCUCGGACGAGCUGACCCGGCACCUGCGCAUCCACACGGGCCACAAGCCCUUCCAGUGCCGGAUCUGCAUGCGGAGCUUCAGUCGCAGCGACCACCUUACCACUCACAUCCGCACGCAUACGGGCGAGAAGCCCUUUGCCUGCGAGUUCUGUGGGCGCAAGUUUGCGCGCAGCGACGAGCGCAAGCGCCACGCCAAGAUCCACCUCAAGCAAAAGGAGAAGAAAGCGGAGAAGGGGGGUGCGCCCUCUGCGUCCUCGGCGCCCCCCGUGUCCCUGGCCCCUGUGGUCACCACCUGCGCCUGAGGCUCGGGCCCCCAGAUCCCCACUUUUCCCCUGCAGUGUCUCCCAGCUGCUCGCCUGAAAGCAGCGGGGAAAGCUAGCCACGGAGGCGCAGGGGCCGCGCCCUGGCCUCUCCAUGGACGUAAGGUCCCUUGUUCCCCUUCGAUGUCCCCCGUUUCCACCCUUUCACACCGGCCAACGGUCGGGGGCCAGGGCAGGAGGCGCCCUCCCUUCGCUGCCCCCCCUUAACCAAGGCGUGGGGGCGGAAAGGUGGCGUCUAGCCCGCUUUGUUCAGUGCGGAUCGUCUUGAUCCAGGGGCCGCUGGGCCGCGCCAAGGACCUGCGGGGGACUGAAGGCGGGGCCCGCCCAAGCCUCGCCCGACCCAAGCACCUCACGGUUCCCCCCACGUCUCCCUCGGUUCCCCCUCGAAGACCCGAGAGGGGGAGGGGGUAAGGAGCGCACCAAAGCGCAGAGCUUGCUGCCCGCCGCACGCACGCGCGCCUGCGUGCGGUGAUGCGCGCGAGUGUGCGUGCUCGCGUGAGUGUUAUGUGUGUGGGUGUGUGGGUGUGCGCGCGCGCGCACGCGUGUGUGUGCGUGUGUGUGUGUGUGUGUGUGAGAGACUCUUGAGCUGAACUGGGCUGUGUCCACCCCAAACUCUUCCCUACAUCGGGUCCCCAGGCCGCUGGGGGAAUGUCCCAGGUUGGGGGCCUGCACGUGGCCGGAGGAGACGGUCUUCCAUCUGCUCGGAAAUCAUGUUUCUUACAGAAAUGCCUCAGAUGCCCGCCGUGGGGCUUCUACCGCCGUAUAGGGGUGACCCCUCAGCACCCCUCCUUUUCCGAGCGCUUCCCUCUCAGGCCUCAGGGCAGUUUGAUCUGCGGGGAGAAGGAGCAGCCAUCACUAAACCUGCCUUGUAACAGAUCUAUGUCCUCAAGCCCCACUUUCCAAAAGCUGUGUUGCUGAGUUCGCUCCUCUGCCCUUUUCCCCUCUCCUCUCCCUUCUCUCUAAAGCUCUCCCCAUCUCUUUCAAAAUCUUCUUGCAGAAAGGCAGGCCUCAACCAGCCACCUCAUUUCACCAUCUUUCUGUUUUCGCUCACUCAUACCCAUUUCUCCUUCUCCUCAGUGAUGGGAAAGCAGGCUCAUUUUUUCAUCCUUUGUCAUUGCCCACACAACAGGUAGAAUUCAAAGCUGUGUAUAUGGUGUGUGUGUGUGUGUGUGUGUGUGUGCGCGCGUGUGUGUAUAUACACACGCACAUACAUACAUACAUAUACAUAUAUAUAUAACACACAACAUGUUCUCUCAGCAAAAUAAAAUCUCCAAGGCACUUGGCGAUCCAGUGCAGUGCACUGGAGUAAAGAGAAUUUGUAGGUAUAUAAGCUUUAAAUGAUUUAUUUUUUAUGAAAAAUUUAACCGAUGAGAUUAUAUCUACAUAGGUGUGUGUGUAUAUAUAUACACAUAUAUAUGUAUGUACGUGUACGUGCACGUACAUUUACACAUACACACAUCUCUGUCCAAAUUUUCCCUAAAAAUAUGGGUAUUUUUGCAUUCAUCCCUGUUGCUGAAAUGAGGCAUUAUCUUUUCCGCACCCAGCUCUCACUUUCUCCCUGCCCUACCUCACCUUUUCUCAGGCCAACCCCCCCUCCCUAGCACUUCCUCCCCACACACACAGGGGUUAACUCUUUUGAAAUGGAGUAGUAGGGAAGGUUGCUCUCUGACACAGCUUCCAGCAGUCUUGACUGAAUGUACUGUUCCCUCUUAGCGUUAUUUCUCCUGCGGUCACUAAGCUGCCCAGAGAGAAGGAACAAAGGUCUGGAGUUUACAGAAUGUCUGUUUUUAAAGUCACUUUAUGCGUUUCCCACUUUUUUUUUUUUUUUUAA